Molecule: messenger RNA, 2208 nt
Organism: Sordaria macrospora k-hell
Lineage: Eukaryota; Fungi; Ascomycota; Sordariomycetes; Sordariales; Sordariaceae
Cellular component (GO): SUMO-targeted ubiquitin ligase complex
Molecular function (GO): ubiquitin-protein transferase activity
Source: RefSeq, a predicted model, not a curated record
AUGGACGCGGCGGAUGACUGGUUUGGUGACGAGGGCGAUUUCAAUUUGUUGUACCAGAUUGAUCAUCAGCUUGUCGCCGAGGGCGCAGUGGAAUUCGAGGACCAUUACCAGGACCAUUUGGAGGAUAGCGAUAACAACGAAAACAACGACAACGACAACGGGGACAGCAGUGACUUUGACAUCGACCUCGACGACUACCACGGCGAACUGGUAGAAGUGGACUUGGACGACAACCAUAAUCUGGUGGACAACGACAUCGAUCUAUCGGACAUUGACGACGAUCCACGUUUUGAAUUCCGCGACCUUUCGCUCGAUCUCGAAGAAGUACUAUCAGAAGAAGAGGGUCACUUCCACUUCAACAUUGACAGCGACGGCCCGCAGUCGCCCCGCCAUCCCAUCCAAAGCCCACAUUCCCCACAGUCUCCGUCAUCUAGCGAAUCUAGCCUGGUCGACGCCGACCCUGGAUUUGACAUCGACCUCGACCUUCCUUACGACUUUGAGCACGACUCCGGCCUCGACAUUCCCGGCGUUUACAGCAGCAACAGCAGCGGCUUCUCGACAGAUAUAGACGAAGACAGCGAAAACGACGACAACGAACAAGAAGACGAGGACGAAGACAACAACGAAGACACCUCAAACGACGACGAAAGCGACUACGAUUCCGAUUCCUCUGUUGAACGCCGUGUCCGCGAACAAUUCAACAUUUUCGAAGCCAGCGCGCGUAUCGAGGCGCGUCUUGACGAACUAGAGCAACGCCGUCAGCUGUUUGUGCAAGGACUGGCUGAGGCGCGUCGGCAGUUCGAAUCGAUUGCCGGAGAGGAGGUCAACCGCCGCGAACAAAAUCGUCACCACCCGUAUCGCGUGCCGGCUCUGCUUGACCGUCGCCGGGCUCAACAACAGCAACAGCAACAGCAACAAGGCGGGGGAGGUCUUUUGGGUUUGGGUGAAGGACCAGCUGCCCCGCGAAACAACAACGCCGACAGGCUGGACGAACUAGUCGAGAUGGAAGUAGGAUGGCCGGGUGGCCGGCGGGCAGACAGGCGCACUCCCGCUGCCGCCGCCGAUAACGACCAGAACAACAACAAUGACAACCCCGCACAACAAGACAACCAAGUUGUCAUCGACCUCACCUCAGAUUUGGAAGAUUCUGACGACGCGCCUCUUCGAAUCGGUCGGUCUAGAGUAAUUCGCCGUCACCGCCCUUCAGCAUCAGUUGAAGCACGUCGCGCAGCACGUCGCGCAAUGUCUGCCAACGCCAACAACAACGGUGCCGCCGCUGGUGGUGCUCCUGCCAACCAAGCUGGCAACGAAUUCCCCGAAGUCAUCGACCUUACGCAGGACGAUGACGACCCCGCCCCAGCUGGCCCGGCUGCUGGUCACCGCCGUCGAGGAAACAUCGAACGCAGCCGCAGGCCCGUGAACCGUCGCCCUGCCGCCAACGAACUCAUUGUCGACCUAGGCGAAGUCAAUUCCGACGACGACGACGCCAUCGCUCGCGCUGCUCAUCGCCCACCAGCAGCACGUAACUUCUUUGGCGCCCCCGUCCGUCCCCCAGCCGCCGCCGGUAGAGCCGCGCGCGCAGGUGGCGGUGGUCUAGGCGGCGCGUUUGACAAUUUCUUCCAGCUCAUCCGCAUGGGCGCCUUCGCCAAUGUCCGGCCGGACCUCGAAGUCCAGCUCAUCGGCUUGGACGCCAACAACAACCCUCUGGGAAGAAACAUACCAAACUUUGACUACGGCAACAACGGACGAAACGGAGGUGCGGCGGCGGCGGCUGCUGCUGCUGCUGAGCAAGCGAGGAAUGCACUCGCGCCGCCACCGGCUAGGCCAGGGUUCACGAGGGCGACGGGAGAGGAUCUGGCUAUUGUUUGUCCGAGCUGUGAGGAAGAGCUGGCUUAUGAUCAGGAUGAGGAAGACCAGAAGGCGGGACAAGCACCGACGCCGAAGAAGGCGAGGACGAGGAAGGAUCGCGAGGAACACUUUUUUUGGGCUGUUAAGGAGUGUGGACAUGUCUACUGCAAGAAAUGUUUCGAAAACCGCAGAUGCAUAAAGAACACGGGCUUCAAACAGCAGGAUCAAGGGUCCUCCGGUGCGGCAGGUUCUAGUACCGGCGGUCGUGCGGCGUCCAAGACUCAACAACUACUUUGCGCGGUGGACGAUUGCUCGGCUGAGGUUGGUUUCAAGAAUGCUUGGGUUGGGUUGUUCUUGUGA